CAUAAACAAUAUUACUACAGUUCUACGUAUAGUACAAAGAAAGCUAGAAAUCCAGUUUAAACAGCAGGCUGACCAAUUGCAAUGGCACCCAAGCAAGAUAGAAAAAUCGCCAUACCUCUCGUUCUACCUAAUAACUGUAACUGGGACGAGAAGACCGGAAAAUAUACCACGAAACCGAAWGUCGAACGUGAAACUCUAACCGUGGUUCCUAAAGCAUUAGAUCAACUACGAGAAAUCAAGGGUCAUGUAUGCGUGGUWUCUAUUGCUGGUCCUUGCAGAAAGGGGAAAUCGUACAUCCUGAGCAAGGCAUUUGACCAAGGAGAGGUGUUCCCCCUGGGUCAUCUUAUGGAACCAGAAACCAUGGGAAUAUGGCUAUGGGUGGUGCCAGAGAAAUUCAAAGACAGUACAGGAAGAGAGUUCACAGUAGUUCUGAUGGAUUCUGAAGGCAUCGAUGCAGUUUCCAGUGAAGAAUCUGAUGAUCACAAGAUCUUCACUUUGUCAGUUUUGUUGUCAUCCAUCAUGAUUUAUAAUUCUGCUGGUGUGCCACAAAGAUCUGAUCUUGAAGGCUUGAACUUCAUUGUCAAAUUGUCCCAACGCAUACAGCUGCACACAAAACAGCAGCCCACCGAUGACCAGCAUUUAUGCGAAGCCUUUCCUUACUUUGUCUGGCUGUUGAGAGAUGUGGUGCUCUCCCUCCCUGAAGGUUGCAAGACGAUGAAAGAUUACUUCUUAAAACAAGUUCUCAACAGUAAAGCAAGAGGAAACACCGAGAAAGCCAGGAAGACCGCUGAGAGUAUUUUGAAGUAUUUCUCUGGAUUUGAUGCAUUUUCCCUUCCUCCUCCAGCCGCUGACGAAGACGUUAUAAAGAAUCUCAACAAUGAGGAAUUCAAAGAGAAAGUCAGCAAAAAAUUCCUGGAUAAAAUCGACCACUUCAAAUCUGCUCUUACCGCGAAGCUAUCGCCCCAGAAUUCCAUUAACAAAGGAGAGUUCGUCACCGGCGAAGCGUUAGCAGCUCUGAUCGAACUGUUCGUAGAGGCACUCAACACCCCUGGUGCUACCCUUAAUGUACAAAACGCCUGGGACACAUUUGUACAAAACAAGUGCAGAGAGGUCUUAGCUGAUGCAGUGAAAGCAUACGAGCAGGAAAUGGCGUCACCCCGGGGGGGGCACUCGACCCCAUUUUGGACGUCCCCGUAUAGCAAAUAUAUGGGAGUACCCCCCCCGGGGGCGUCACUCGAGAAGAUAAUUCCUUGUGACGCCGAUUUGUUACGAUCUGCGCAUGAUGAAGCCAAAAAAGAGUGCCUUGAAAUGUUCCACAAUAAGACAUCUCCAUUUUCUAUUAUCAGCGUUGACAAGUACUUGAAGAAAUUGACGCAAAACACAGAUUCCGUCUAUUCAACGUGGCUCAAAAAGAACAGAAAAGAGAGCAAAAUCUUUUGCACAGAAAGAAUUAAAGAACUCAAGGAAAAAAUUCUCCAACCAGUCCUUGAUCGUCUUCACAGUCACGAAGGAUCGAAAAUGCAGUUCACUGAAAUUGUUGCUGCUUACAAUGAAAUCCAGCAAAAGUAUUCCAGCCAAGCUGAAGGACCUAAAGACAUCCAGGCAUCGGUGUUUACAAAGAGCUUUAAUCCAGAAUUUCUAAAAGAAAUGGAGCAUAGCCUUCAUCUCCUGCAACGGAUGAAAGACUUUGACGAAGCCUUGACCAAAGAAAAGGCCGCCAAAGCUUUAUCAGAGGAAAAGAGACUAAAAGUAGAGGAAGAGAAAGCUCGUAUCGCAGAAGAGAAAAAGAACAAAGAAAGAGAGAUUGAGCUACUUACUAAAAGGUUUGAGGAAGAGAAAGUCAGAUUGAAAGAAAGUUUUGAGAGAGAUUUGCAAGACCACAAAGAACAGCUGCAAAACAUGAUAAAUGCUAACUUCGAGGACCACAGAAAGGAAAGACAAGCUUCUCUUUCUGAUCAAAGUCAAUUAAGAGCUAUGUUAUGCGAACUAACCGCGUUUGUUAAGCCUACCCCUAGUGAUAAUGUAUUUUAUGAUGGGGAUGGGGAUGUUGAUAUGGAGUUGGAGUAUAAUGAAUAUUAAUGAGCAAAUCUAAUAGUCAAAGUAGAAAACGUAGUUUUGACAAAACAACAUCAACACACACCCCUCCGUAACGUGUCCUGGGUACGACCAGAAAAUUAGAGUUGCUAGCUAUUGUCAGGUUCAUAGUGUUGUGGCCAGGCUUUGCACUAAACUAAUUUACCAACUUCGAGGCUGACCAUUUGACAGAUUUGAGUGGAUUUGAUCUAAUGCAGGAACUUAUUUAGACCCUAAUCAAAGCGCUCGGAAUUCAUUUGACAAAAAUGCUAAAAUUCUAGUGAAGAUUUUACCUUGCAGAUAAUGUUAUUUGGAUCCUUCGGACCAUGCAGGAAAUUUAUUUUCGAAAUCAUCCCCCCUCCCCAUCUCUCAAGUCUACUGUAGUUAAACAACAUAGCUCAAAAUGGCCGUGCGUUGGGACGAUAAAUCGAUCGAAUAUUUAUGAAAAUAAAUACAGAAUUAUUAUUUCCCUUAAUUGCUCUUUUUAUUAUUCUCUACUUGCGCAUACCCAUAAUACCUUCUGAUUUUGGGGGGUAGUUAUUGUUAUUGAAAUCAUUUAUAUUUGAAUAACAAUUAAUUUUAUUUGCAUCACAAAACCUAUCCCCCAAAAUCAGAAGGUAUUAUGGGUCAUGUGCAAGUAGAGAAUUUAAUUGUUUUGCUCCAACGCACGCGCGGAUACUAGUACUUCCGUGUAAGACUUCAUCGAAUGACACUAAUGAUGAUCAGAAAAUAAACAAUUAUAACUGUAAACCAUCAGUGAAAAAAAGAGAAAAUCAAUAAAAUAAUAGAUAUUGAUAAUAGUUAACACUAUUAUCAAUUGAUUAGUCUGUUCUCGUUUUGGGCUUCCUGUGUCCUAGCCAGAAAGGAGAAGAGCACAGGAAGUCCGAAACGAGACUAUACACAAAUUCACAGUCAAGAGUUUUAAACAUAUAUUUUGUGAUUGAUAUCAGCAGAUAAAGAAUAUCUUUACAUGUAAGAUUACUUAACUUUUGAUACUCACCUCCGAACUACUGUAAAUAGUUGAUGUAAACAAAUUUCAUUUGUGCGUGUCCACAAAAUGUGAUCGAGUCGAUAGUCUUCGCGCGCCUCUUGAUCAAGUAUUCGACAAGAUCUGCAUUCGCCUGAUAUCUACCAAGAUGACAUGUAUAGUAGUAGUAGAUUCAGUAGUAGUAAAUUCAAUUCAAAACUAUUCCUAUUUUUGUUGUCAGAGUUUACAUUCAGAAAGCAGAAAAGAAAGAACUUUUAGCUACGAGCUUUUAAAUUCGCCAUGGUCGGUUAACUUUGGCUUCAAAGACUCGUCACUAAUCUUCGCGCGGUCACCCUAGCAGUAAACAUCCCGCCCACAGCGAUUUUACAAUUGAUUUUAUUUUUGCGAGACGAAAAAGUCAUCAAAGAAUGGUCACGAUGUAAAAUUCCCCGCCACCUAUAUUCUGUUUCACUAGAACCUACUCGUCUUCAAAUACCUUUCUAUUUGACAUUGUAUUUUCGAUACUAGUUGUUUAGUUAGCGCAAGUGGUUAAUCAUCUAUAGUCUUGGUACCGAUUAGCUUCUUUCUACCUGGCUUUUUAGUUAGAGUAAAGUACCUGGGAUAGGAUUGAAGAGCCGAAAAAGCUAACAGGGGUGUAAGUCGAUUCGACGCCUCAGCUUUACAGGAAUGCCUCAGUCUUAUAGCAGUCAUUAUUCUUGAUGUUGUUGUUGUUGCUGAUGGUUUUUUUUUUUUUUUUUUUUCAGAAUUUAAUGAUUAUUAUCAAUAAUCCAGUUUCGAAUUCUCCAAUACUCUGUGUUAGCCUCAU
Messenger RNA from Exaiptasia diaphana, 3866 nucleotides. Its product is annotated as guanylate-binding protein 7. Gene Ontology annotation, molecular function: GTP binding; GTPase activity. The transcript is spliced from 12 exons. Lineage: Eukaryota; Metazoa; Cnidaria; Anthozoa; Actiniaria; Aiptasiidae. The record is from RefSeq and is a predicted model, not a curated record. Bases 82 to 2079 code for a protein of 665 amino acids.